AUAAAAAGUAUUUUCAACUACCAGAUCAAAAAUAUUCAUAGGUUGCUUAUAACUGACUGGAAAAUGAGAUCUUUGACUGAGGAAGAAACCAAGGUUGUGUUUGAGAAAUUGGCAAACUACAUUGGAAGAAAUAUAACAUUUUUAAUAGAUAAUAAAGAAGACCCUCAUGUUUUUAGAUUACAAAAAGAUCGAGUCUAUUAUGUCAAUGAAAAAAUUGCCAAAUAUGCAACUGCUAUUGCAAGACAAAACUUGAUGUCCUUGGGAAUUUGUUUUGGAAAAUUUACCAAAACUGGUAAGUUCAGAUUGCACAUAACUUCUCUUGAAUAUAUUUCCAAAUAUGCAAAGUACAAAAUUUGGAUUAAACAAAAUGGUGAAAUGCCUUAUUUAUAUGGAAACAAUGUAUUAAAAGCACAUAUUGGAAAAAUGUCUGAUGAUAUACCCGAACAUGCUGGUGUGGUGAUUUUCAACAUGAAUGAUAUACCUUUGGGAUUUGGUGUCAGUGCCAAAUCAACAAUAGACACAAGAAACCUUCAGCCCAAUGGAAUUGUUGCCUUCAGACAGGCAGACAUUGGUGAAUAUCUAAGAGAUGAAGAUACAUUAUUUACAUAAGUAACAUUAUACAAAAAUAAGUAAUUAAUAAGAAUUAUCAUUGAUAUAUAGGCACUAUGCUAGAGAGUGAAUUGUAGAGUAGAGAGAGGAAGAAAAACAACCAAAAGUGGAAGAAAAUAACAUAAUUUUUAAAUAUAAUAC
Molecule: messenger RNA, 750 nt
Organism: Ascoidea rubescens DSM 1968
Lineage: Eukaryota; Fungi; Ascomycota; Saccharomycetes; Ascoideales; Ascoideaceae
Gene: NIP7
Product: ribosome biosynthesis protein NIP7
Exons: 1
Coding region: 64-609 (181 amino acids)
Biological process (GO): ribosomal large subunit biogenesis; ribosome assembly
Cellular component (GO): nucleolus; preribosome, large subunit precursor; nucleus
Molecular function (GO): RNA binding
Source: RefSeq, a predicted model, not a curated record